AGCAUUAGGUUGUCUGCGCAUGACCAGUUCUCUAGUUUGUUGGUGUUGUUUGUUGCCUGGUGCCGCCGCUACACUUCAUUCAAACUAGCGACGAAAAACUGCCGAAACUUUCCUCCUCAAACCAACUCAAGAGAAACCAAGAUGAGUACAGCAACCGAGGACACCGUGGGGAAACUCGAGCUAGACUGCACGAUCGGUUUUGCAGGUGAUGUUCCAGGUGGUUUGAUUGUCCACCCUGACAGACAACACAUGGUAUACCCCCUGGGCUGCACGGUCAUCAUUCAGGACAUUGUCAGCAGCAAGCAGUACUUCCUGAGUGGACACACCAACGAUGUCAGGUGUCUGGCUGUGUCCAAGAGUGGAAACUACCUGGCCUCCGGACAGGUCACUCAUAUGGGCUUCAAGGCAGAUGUCAUCAUCUGGGACUUCAAGUCGCGCAGCAUGUACUGCAGACUGACCUUGCACAAGGUCAAAGUUGAGGCUCUGGCCUUCUCUCCCAACGACAAGUACCUGGUGACGCUGGGUGGACAGGACGACAGCAGUGUUGUGGUGUGGAACAUUGCCAACAAAGAGGCCAUCUGUGGCAGUCCUGCAGCAGUGUCCAGUGCAGGGAUCACCUACUGUGUCAAGUUUGCCAACAACAAUGACAACCUGUUCUUCACUGGUGGAGAUGGAACCCUCCGUGUCUGGGAGUUGGACGUGGCCAACAGAAAGAUCCGACCAACGGAUGUGAACAUGGGACAGAUCAAGAGGAUUGUCAAGUGCAUUGAGGUGAAAGACGACGAUAAUUACUUCUACUGCGGUACAACCAGCGGCGACAUCCUGGCCAUCAACACAAAAACGAAGCUGUUCCAACACUACGGUCCCGAGAAGGACAAGUUCAGCCUGGGGGUGACCUCCAUGGCUCUGCUGAAGACCGGAAACAUCCUGGUCGGCGGGGGAGACGGGACAGUUGCCGUGGUUACACAGGCUGUCAACAAGAAGGACAAGAAAGCUACGUUCAAGAAACUGGCCAAUCAGACUGCUAAGGUAGAAGGAGGCAUCAAGUCAGUGGCCCUUCGUGGAGAAGGACAUCAGUUCUUUGUCGGGACGGAGAAGUCGCAGAUUUACCGUUUCAACUUUGCAGAGUUCACCUCCGAGCUGACCCGCUCCUGCCACUUUGCCGCUGUGCGUGAUAUUGUCUUCCCACGGGAGUGUUCAGAGCUGUUUGCGACUUGCUCCAAGGAUGACAUCCGUGUUUGGCACGCAGACAAGGGGAAGGAGCUGCUGCGUAUCAGUGUGAAGGAACUGUGUCAUGCCAUAGACUUCAUGCCCGACGGCAAGUGUAUCGUCAGUGCAUGGAAUGAUGGGAAGAUCCGAGCGUUUUACCCAGAGACGGGGAAGGAGAUGUUCGUUAUUAAUGACGCUCACCCCAAGGGAGUCACCGCCAUCGCUUGCACCAACGGCGGCAGGCGUAUCAUCAGUGGUGGCGGGGAGGGACAGGUGCGUGUGUGGGACAUCACACCGUCCUACCAGAAGCUUGUUGAGGCCAUGAAGGAGCACAAGGCCUCCGUCACCUGCAUCAAGGUGCGCAAGAAUGACAUGGAGUGUGUGACAGCCAGCAGUGAUGGCACAUGUAUCAUCUGGGACCUGCAACGAUUUGUGAGGAACCAGGUCCUGUUUGCCAACACCCUGUUCCGCUGUGUGAACUACCAUCCUGACGAGUUCCAAGUCAUCACCUCUGGUACAGACAGGAAGAUUGGUUACUGGGAAGUUUAUGAUGGGAAUCAGAUCAGAGAACUGGACGGCUCCAAGUCUGGUGCCAUCAACGGGAUGGACAUCUCUCCUGGAGGGGGGUCUUUUGUGACUGGUGGUGACGACAAACUCAUCAAGGUGUGGAAGUACGAUGAAGGAGAAGUUACCCACGUCGGUAUCGGCCACAGCGGGGACAUCUCCAAACUAAAGAUCUCUCCUGACCAGAGGCACAUCGUCAGCGUCAGCACAGACGGAGCCAUCCUCAGGUGGCGGUACCCGAAUGGGCAGUAGCGUGUGGUCCCCAACUGAAUUCAACCCACCAUCAUAGCAAAAAAAACAAAAACUGAUAGAAUAGAUACUAUGAUGUAGCCACAUGACUACUUCUCAAAGCCUUAAAUGACAGACCCAUAUAAUAGAAAUGUCAUUAUGAAGCAUUUGGUGCAACAGUAGAUUUAGAUUUACCAAAGUGCCUUGGUGUCCACAUGUUGUGCACAUUUUACAGCUAACCUGUGUAGCACAUACAUAUAGUGGCAUAUUCCCACUUUGCAUUGUAAAAAGAUUAAAUGUCUUAAAUGACCAGUUGUCUUUUGAAAUCUUGAAAAUUGGCAAGAAGUGACUGAAAAGACUGUACAUAUACGAGUUUCAUUGUAAGCAUUAUUGUUGAUGGUAAAUAUCUGAUGUGUGUUGAAGGUUAGUGGUGUAGUAGGCCAGAUGCUACCCCUAGUCAGAAUGUACCCGGGUACGUAUAUUCUGGCCUGCUACACCUGAGCAUUGUUAGUUGCACAUUUUUAUGGGGUGUUUAACUAACUAGUGCAUUGUUCUGAGGGAAUGAGCAAUUGCUGGAUCUUUGUAUGCAUAGAUAUGGACAAAAAAGUACCAAUUUAAGCUUGCCUAGUGAUUGAAAAGGCACUUUGGGGUAAAUUGUUGAAUUCUAUAUAUACUGAAAUGUUUCAAUCUGCUGUGCAUGUACAAUUGUUUUGCCUAUAUUGUGUAUUAUAAGAAUUCUUUUGAAUAGGGCAGUCCUUCAAGUUUGCUCAGAUUUUCUGACAAUUUCAACCUCUUCUGAAUUUUUUUGGCAAACUAUGCCGCAAAAAACUGUUAGACAAGAAAUGUUAUUUGUACGUAUGGUCUUGUAGAUAAGGCACUUUCAUUACGGUGACUGUUUUUCAAUGUAAGGCUAAUGUUUGGAAGGAGGUUUUGUGAUUCGUUGUU
Molecule: messenger RNA, 2946 nt
Organism: Branchiostoma belcheri (Belcher's lancelet)
Lineage: Eukaryota; Metazoa; Chordata; Leptocardii; Amphioxiformes; Branchiostomatidae
Product: cilia- and flagella-associated protein 52-like
Biological process (GO): cilium assembly
Molecular function (GO): protein binding
Source: RefSeq, a predicted model, not a curated record